This is a messenger RNA of Mugil cephalus (flathead mullet), 1877 nucleotides long. RefSeq names its product renin binding protein. Lineage: Eukaryota; Metazoa; Chordata; Actinopteri; Mugiliformes; Mugilidae. The record is from RefSeq and is a predicted model, not a curated record. The coding region runs from base 166 to 1371 and encodes 401 amino acids. Gene Ontology annotation, molecular function: peptidase inhibitor activity; N-acylglucosamine 2-epimerase activity. The transcript has 11 exons. Gene Ontology annotation, biological process: N-acetylglucosamine metabolic process; carbohydrate metabolic process; N-acetylmannosamine metabolic process.
UCCCUGUGAUCACGUGACGGAGAAGUUCAGUCAGCUGAUAAAUUGCCUGCUGCUUUAGCUGUGCUGCUCCAGGUGCUGUCAGCACAAACCUCCAACAACCGCAGGUAGCAAACAACUCCCGGAUCGGACGUCUUGACUCUAGUGCUGCCAUCAAGAAUCGGAGCCAUGUCUGUGGUGAAGCUGGAGGAGUGUCGAGAGCAAAUCCGCACACAGCUGGACAACGCAGUGGACUUCUGGCUCAAAUAUUCCCACGACACUGUACACGGAGGCUUUUUCACCUGUAUCGGAAAGGAUGGGAAGGUUUAUGAUGAGCUGAAGUAUGUCUGGCUUCAAGGCCGACAGGUGUGGAUGUAUUGUCGUUUGUACCGAACCAUGGAUCGCUUCAGAAGGCCUGAAAUCCUAGAAGCGGCAAAAGCUGGAGGGGCUUUCCUGAGAAAGUUUGCCCGAGUGUCGAGUGACGAGUGGAAAUGUGCCUUCUGCUUAACAAGAGAUGGUAAAGCGGUCAAAGUUCAGAGGACCAUAUUCAGUGAGUGUUUCUACAUCAUGGCCAUGGAUGAACUAAGCAGAGUCACUGGUGACAAGGACAUGCAGCUGGAGGCUGAGCAGAUGAUGGAGCAGCUAAUCCACUGGGUUCGAGUGGACUCGUCAGGCCUGGGCCGGCCCCAGCUCCCCGGAGACGUUCCCACCAACAGCAUGGCAGUUCCCAUGAUGCUCCUGUGCCUGAUCCAACAGCUGACUCAGGGUCGUGGACAGGACGUGGGUCAGAAGUACAGAGAACUGGGAAGCUGGUGUGUACAGCAGAUUCUCCAACACAUUCAGAGAGGUGGCACAGCUAUUUUAGAGAACGUGUCAGUGGACGGAGCAGAGCUGCCAGGAUGCCAGGGUCGAAUACAGAACCCAGGCCAUGCCCUGGAAGCAGGCUGGUUCCUGCUUGAGUACGGUGCAGAGUGGAAGGACGAGGCGAUCCAGAGAACUGCCAUCGACAAGUUCAUGGAGCUCCCUUAUCAAUGCGGCUGGGAUAAAGAGCACGGGGGCCUCUUCUACUUCCUGGACGUUGACGGUCACUGCCCCACACAGCUGGAGUGGAGUAUGAAGCUGUGGUGGCCUCACUGUGAGGCUCUCAUCGCCUUCCUCAUGGCCUACAGUCAAACCAAGAAGCCUGAGAUGCUGGAGAGAUUCCUCCAAGUUUACGAAUACACGUUUAGUCAUUUUCCUGACACUAAGAAUGGUGAAUGGUUUGGCUAUUUGACGCAAGAAGGGAAAGUAGCACUGGAUUUUAAAGGAGGGCCCUUCAAAGGCUUCUUCCAUGUGCCUCGCUGCCUGUACAUGUGUGAGCGUAUUCUGGACGAUCUGCUGGCAAACAAGGACUGAGCAUCCUAGACGUGAAUGUUCUGAAAACUGGAGCUUAUCUUGACUUGGUGGUUCCUAAAAUAAAUCAAACCACAUAAUAUUUAAAUAUGCAUUGCACACUGUACAGUUGCAAUAAUUGUUUCAUCUCUUUGUCCUACCACUUGUUUUACAGCAGUAUUUUGUGUAUAAAACAAGGGCCUUCUUUACAUUUCCACUAUUGACAGUUUGUUGUGACUUCCAGUGGAGAUUUUUUUUUCUUUCUAUGAGUACUGUUGACUUUCAACAAAAAAAAAAAAAAAAAAAAAAAGAGUCCAGACCUGCUGGUUGGCAGAGUUUUCUCUAAGCGUUCAUAAAACGUUACGAUUUCCAUAAAGUUGCCAUGUUGUGUUGCAUACUACUGUGCAGCUACAGGUAGAUCUACUUUCUCGUUGACAGGAGUAUACUUAUUAAAACCAGUUUGUCAAGGAACUGCUUAGGGGGUUUAAUGUAGAAGAGAGGACAACAUGUUACUGGUGAACGUGGCUGUA